Saccostrea cuccullata (small rock oyster) is the source of this 7152-nucleotide messenger RNA. RefSeq lists its product as uncharacterized. Gene Ontology annotation, biological process: DNA repair; telomere maintenance. The record is from RefSeq and is a predicted model, not a curated record. The coding region runs from base 1 to 7152 and encodes 2383 amino acids. Gene Ontology annotation, molecular function: ATP hydrolysis activity; DNA helicase activity. Lineage: Eukaryota; Metazoa; Mollusca; Bivalvia; Ostreida; Ostreidae. The transcript has 2 exons.
AUGAACAAAUCUGCAAGAUCUCCACCAUCUAAGAUGCGCAAGGUUGAUAGAAAAGAAAACCAAUUCAACUCAGGAAAAGAAAUAAAACUGGCAGUAGUUCAAGGUAGUUUUCACCAAGGAGAUCCCAGGUUUGGAAGAAAUAGUGGAAAGCAAUGUGUUGCUAAUAGUUUGUCAGCAAUUGCUCACAGCAAAUUGAAAGAUGUAGAUAAAUGGGAUCAGGCAUAUCUGGAUAAUGUCUUAAUUGAGGGAAAUGAGAUCUAUACGUGGAUUCAUGGAACAAAUGAUUUGUUGCUAAUGUCAGAUCUACCAGAAAUGAUUGAAAUAUCUGAAAAAAUGAUGCAUGUUAGGAAAAAAGACUCAAUCACAGCAACAAUAGACACUACUGGAACCAUUGAUUUCAGUGCUUUUGAUAAUUGUCUGCCUCUAGAUCUUGCAAUACAAGAAGCACUUUUAGACUCUGAUGGUUGUUUCAUAUGUGCCAUUGAUAAAACCUUUAUGGUAAUGAAGUUUAACCAUAGUUUCUAUCUGUUUGAUUCUCAUGCAAGAAAUAGCUUUGGUUUAGUAGAUGGAAAUGGGAAAAGUUUACUGAUGCAGUUACAGAAUUUGGACCAUUUAUAUCAUUACUGUUGUAAUUUGGUGCAAGGAGUAAGUCAGUCAAACCAAUGGUUUGAAGUCACAGGUGUAAGUGUAACAAUGGAAGAUUCUCCAGCUGAAACUUUCUUGAACAGCCAGGAUGUAGUCCAUCAACAUUUACCAGAUACCUUAACACGAAAUGAAAACCAUGUAGAAGAGAUGCAAGAUGAUUCCCCAAGAAACCAAUCUUCAGAUUUUGCUAUUAUAUCUGAAAAAAAAGAUGGACAUAAAAAAGUUGAGAUUAUAUCAGAAGAUGAGGUUCACGAUCAUUCUAAUGAAUGUGUAAGAAACCUGUUGUCAGACGAAGACAUUCUGUUUGAAAAUGAAACGUGUCAGAGUUAUGAAUUUAUACCUCUCUCAAUUAGAACAAAAAAGAAAUUAUGUUCUUUAAUGAAAAUCCCUUCUAAUCAGUGUAAAGGGCAAUCUGAUGUUGCAAGCAAAUUGGGACCCCCUAAAGCGACCAAAGAAAUAGGAAAGGAUGGAAACUGUCUCUUUCGGGCAAUUUCAUAUGCCCUAUCAAAUAGACAGCAGCAUUAUCAAAAUGUUAGAAAAUCAAUCGUCAAUCAUAUGAAAAAUUCUGCCGAGACUUUAAAAUCCUUUUUAAGGCCACAGUAUGAAUCUAUGCAGAAUUACAUCAGAAUCUCUGGAAUGGAAAACGACACCACUUGGGGGACCGAACUCGAAAUUUUAGCCGCAGCAGAUCUAUUGAAAACAGACAUCUUUACUUAUCUGAAUGGGUCUUGGGUGAAAUACUCAUCUACUCAAAUAUGCAGUAGCAAUGAAGUGAACAAAGAAGCUAUUUACUUAAAAAACAAUAGCAACAUCAAUCAUUAUGAAUGUGUCACAUCUGUCAAUGUAGCACAAAGUGGUUUGAAAGCUAGAGAUUCACGACCAAGAAAAAAGAAGCAAAAUUUGAAUAGUAAGAAAUCUGUGAAUAUUUCAGCUACAAAACUAACACAAAUGGAUAGUUUGGACAUUGAGUCAGACAAUGAAGAAAAAGAAAUAGUAAGAAAACGUACAGCAAACUCUUACGAAAAUGAUGAGGAAUAUAGAGAAAGUGUGAAGAAUGCAAGCAAGGAGAAAUAUAAAAAGAAGGCCGAUUUCAGAGAAAAAGUCAAGUUUGCAAGCAAAACAAAAUAUGAAACUGACGAAAAGCACAAACAGAAAAUAAAAGAGCAGGUGUCUGAGCGCAGAAGUAUUCAGAAAGAGGAAUGUAAACAAUUUCAAAACGUGAUUAUGAAAUUCAGAAAUGAAGUUAAAAAUGGACCCGAAUAUGUGUGUGCUUGUUGUCUUCGUCUAUGUUUUGAAAAGCAAGUUCUCUCCUGUUCUAAAGAGAAAUACGACAAAUUUUUGUUUGAAGUUUGUAUUUCCGAGAAAUAUUUGCACAAGUGUGAAAAUGACUGUACAUCAGGAUGUGUUUAUCAAGGGAAAAGUAGGAAAGACAUGUGGAUUUGCCACACUUGUCACAGAAAACUUUUAAAAGGUGACGUACCGGGAGAUUCCUUUUCAAAUAAUCUUGAGUUGGAAGAAGUUCCAAUGGAGCUUAGUUGCCUUAAUACAUUAGAACAACAACUGAUAGCUUUGAAUAUUCCUUUCAUGAAAAUACUUGGUUUGCCAAAAGGAGGUCAAAAGGGCGUACACGGUCCUGUUGUAUGUGUCCCAUCUGAUAUUCAAAAAAUAACAUCAACUUUGCCGAGAUCAGAAGAUGAAAAUCUCUUACUCAAAGUGAAAUUAAAGAGAAAGUUGAAUUACAAAGGAUACGAAGAGUAUCAGUUUGUGAAUACAACACAUUUGGAAAAAGCUUUGCAGUUUUUAAAGAGAAACAAUUCAUGGUAUUCUGAAAUUUCAGUAAAUGAAAAUUGGCUCAAUCCUAUUCCAGAAGAAAAUGAAUCAGAUGAAUACAUGAAUUCUGAUAUUUUAUCUGUAACUGACGAAAGAACUACAAAUUCGAACGCUGAUUAUUCAGAUGACAAUGGAGAAUGUAGAACUGCGAGCAUGGAAACUGAGUCCGAUUCAUUUCUUGACGAGAGACUUCAAGGUGUUCAGUUAGAUACUUGCUUACAGCCUGCUGACAUUGGACAAAAUGUGUUAGAUUUAUGCUUUGACAAAGUGUUUGAAAUUUCACCAGCAGAAGGAAACAAUCCAGUUUCAGUUCUUCGAGAGGAUGGUAUUGAAGCCAAAACCUUUCCUGUUCAUUUUCCGACUGGAAAAAGCACUUACUCGGAAGAAAGAUCUGAAAAAUUAACUCUUGCAAGAUACUUUAAUCUUCGGUUGACAAGUGUUGAAAAUAGAUUCGCGAGAGACACAUCUUACAUUUUUUUCAGUCAGUACCUAUCUGAAUUGAACAGAGUAAUUUCAAAUGUUCAGAUUUCUUUAAGAAAAGAAUCUGCAUUUUCCGACGAUGGCAAAAAAAUUAGUGGUGAAAUGCUAUGUGACAAGAAAACUUUGAAAGAACUCUUUAAAAAAGACGAGGCAGUCAAAUUUCUAAAACCUGUAAGAGGAACUCCGCCAUACUGGCAAGCUGCACAAAAAGAUAUUUUUGCUAUGAUACGACAGUUGGGAAUACCUCAGUUUUUUUGCUCCUUUUCAUCAGCAGAUUUUAGAUGGCCAGAAAUUGUUGAAACGAUACUGAAACAGCAGGGUGAUUUACGAAAGCUGGAAGAACUUUCAUGGAACGAUAAGUGUAAAAUUCUCCGCAGUAACCCAGUUACAGCAGCUCGAAUGUUUGAUCAAAGAUUUCACACUUUUUUGAAAGAUGUUAUCAUGUCAGAUGCUGAACCAAUAGGAAAAGUAGUCGACUAUUUCUACAGAGUUGAAUUUCAGCAAAGGGGUUCUCCGCAUACACAUUGCUUAUUUUGGAUUGAAGGUGCUCCAAAAUUUGAGGAAGACUCUGAAACUGACGUUGUUAAAUUUAUUGAUCGAUAUGUUACAUGUCAAAUACCAGGUGAAAACGAAGAUCAAGAAAUGCACGACAUUGUUAUGGCGGUGCAGCAGCAUAGCAAAAAUCACUCAAAGUCUUGCAAAAAGAAAGGAACAGUAUGCAGAUUCAACUUCCCAAGACCACCAUCUGAGAGAACUUUUAUUUCAAAACCACAAGACAAGAUGGAAGAAAAUGACGAAAAGCUAGCGAAAGAACGAUUGUCACUUCUUUGGGAUGCAGUAAAAUCUAAUGAAGAUGAAAGCGCUUCAAGUUCAGAUUUAUUACAGAAGGCAGGGUUGACUCAAAAGGAGUUUGAGAAAUGUUUCAGUUUCAUAACAAAAAGAAACACAGUUGUGCUGCAAAGACAACCAAAUGAGCUUUUCAUAAAUCAAUACAACAUGCACCUUCUAAGAGCUUGGAAUGCUAACAUGGAUAUUCAAUAUGUUUUAGAUGCAUAUUCGUGUGUAGUCUAUAUCAUAAGCUAUAUUAGCAAAGCUGAACGUGAACUUGGACUUCUGCUGCAACAAACAAAAAAUGAGGCUGUUGAAGGAAAUCUAAAUGCUCAAGAUGCUAUGAAAAAAGUUGGUACCGCUUAUUUACACCACAGGGAAAUUAGUGCACAAGAAGCUGUUUACAGGGUGAUAGGAUUGAGGUUGAAAGAAUGCUCAAGAAAGGUUGAAUUUAUUCCUGUUGGUGAAAACCCAUGUAGAAUGAGUAUCCCUUUGAAAGAGGUAAAAAAGAAACAAAACAUAUCAAAGAUGAAAGAACAAAUUCAGUCUUGUGAAGAACAACACAUCCACGGAAGUAAUGAUGAUAUAUGGCUGACAAAUGCUAUAGACAGGUAUGAGGGACGACCAGAAAACGAUAUUUUUCAGAAAAUGUGCCUUGCAACGUUCUGUUCAGAGUUUUCUGUUGUUUAUGAAUCAAGGUUACCAAAGAAGAUCAAUGAAGAAACGACAUUUAAGCUGAACAACAACUUAGGGUACAUUAGAAAAAGAACUAAGACGCAACCGGCAGUUAUCAGAUACCCAAGAUUUUCAAUAGAAACGGCGGAGGAAAAAUACUAUCAAAGUAUUCUACAACUAUAUCUUCCACACAGAGAGAAGUCACAACUGAAACCCAAACAAUUUGAAACUUAUGAGAAUUUCUACGAAACAGGGUAUGUAAAAUAUCCAGGCGAGGACACCUUAUUGUCAGUAAAAGAAAUUGUAGACAGUAAUAUGUCAAAUUUUGUAAAAGAAGGACAAACAUUAGAAGAAGCUGAAAGAGUUUUUGAAGCACAAGGACCUCAAGAUGAUGCAUGGUGUGAAAUUUGUCCAGAAACAGAGGUGAAUAGAAUGGAAUGCAUAGAGGAAGGAAACACUGCAACUGCAGAUGAGGAAGAUAUAUCAGAGCAAUUAAUACCUGAUCUAAAUCAGACAGAACCCUCAAACAGUACAGGAACAAAUCUUCUUUCUUCGUCCCUUCCAAAAAAUGAGGUCCUCCCUCUCCUCCGAUCACUCAAUUCGAAACAAAGAAAAAUAUUUAAUAAAGUGAGAGACUGGUGUAUCAGGAAAAAAAAUGGUCACAGUCCAGAUCCAUUUCAUGUGUUUGUAACUGGUGGUGCUGGUACAGGGAAAAGCCAUUUGAUAAAAUGCAUAUAUUAUGAAGCAACAAGAUUAUUGGCACACGUAUCAGAAAACCCUGAUGAUUUGACUGUUUUGUUGACUGCGCCAACCGGUACUGCAGCAUUUAACAUCAAUGGACUAACAAUACAUAGUGCACUUGGCAUAUUCAAAUCAUUGUCAGUAGAUCAUGCUUUAUUGAGUGAGGAUAAAGUGAAUAAGCUGAGGUCCAAACUGGACAGUUUAGAGAUACUUAUCAUUGAUGAGGUAUCCAUGGUUAACAAGAGAUUGUUAUUCUUUGUCCAUGAGAGACUGCGGCAACUGAAAAAAAUGCCUGAAAGUUGUGUGUUUGGAGGCGUGUCUGUAAUUGCUGUAGGCGAUUUUUACCAAUUACCACCAGUGAAAACAAAACGCUCUGAUAAGUUGUAUGUAAAUGAUCCUUCAAAUCCAAUCAAUCAACUUUGGAAUGACUUGUUCACAAUCGUUGAAUUGGAUGAAAUUAUGAGACAGCGAGAAGAUGGUUCUUUUGCGGAGCUGUUGAACAGAUUGCGUGUGAAAAAAGGGAGUGAAACAUUAUUGGAGUCCGACAAACAGUCAUUACAGCAGUGCAUCAGAGAGGGUCCCAGAGAAGCUUUACACAUAUUUUCAACCAAUGAGGAAAUUAAUGAAUACAACAAUAAAAUGAUAUUUGAAGUUUGUUCUGAGCCAAAAUUGAUAGAGGCAGAAGACUACGUGAAAAUGAGAGCAUCUGGAAAGCUGGCAAGGAGAGAAACACAGUUUACAAAAUCUGACAUAUGUCUUCGACCUUCGCUUUUGUUAGCAGAUGGAGCAAGAGUCAUGUUGAUUAAAAAUGAAGAUGUGCAAGAUGGUCUUGUAAAUGGAGUGAUGGGAACUGUUAUGGGCAUUGAGAUAAAGUCAGGCUCAAAUUUACCAGACGUGGUUUUUAUCGCAUUUGACAAUGAGAAUGUUGGCAAAAAUGCUAAAAUUCAAAAGAUGAUUAACAGGAAAAGAUGUGUUGGACUAUGUCCUUCAACAGAAGAAAUUCCUAUCAGAAACGGUGUAAGAAAGCAAUAUCCUCUGCAACUGGCGUGGGCUUGUACCGUUCACAAGGUUCAAGGAUUAACCGUAAAUGAAUGUGUAGUUGACUUAAAUAGAUGUUUUGCACCUGGACAAGCAUACGUUGCCUUGAGCAGAGUCACAUCCAUUAGUGGACUGCAUAUAAAUGUCACAGAUAUUGGCAAACUUGACAAGAAAAUACGCUGUGAUCCGGACAUUUGUGUUGGAACCUCUGCAAUGAAUAGCUUCUUAUCAGUCCAAGAUGAUCAACAAUUUUCAAACGAUCAUAUCAAGAUUUUGUAUCACAAUAUACAAGGACUACAACAGCACAAAGACGAUUUGCUAUGCAAUAUUGAAAUCAAAGAUUCAGAUUUUAUAUGUCUUACAGAAACCUGGUUGGAUUCCAAAUCAAAGUUCAUGGAGCUGGAACAUUUUGAAGCGAGUCAUUUGAUAAGGUCAUCAGCUUAUGAUGAAAGCUGCUCAUUCUAUAAAGAACUAGCAGGAUUGCAACACGGAGGUGUAAGCGUAUUCUGUAAGUCAGGAGUCAUAUACGAGGAACUGAAAAUUGUUGAAAAUCUAGAGUGCAUUGUAUUCAAAAUUGGAAAUAUUGACACUGUAGUUGCCAGCAUAUACAGACCUCAAAGAUAUUUGAUUGGAAAAUUUAUGGAAGCACUAAAGCUACUCCUAAGCCGACUGGAAAGACUUUCAAGGAAGUUGAUUGUCAUUGGAGAUUUUAAUCAAGAUCUUUUGAACCAUCAGACAUCAAUACUUAGCUUCAUGACAUCAAAUGGAUUCAGACAAUGCCUAGAAAAUCCAACAACAGAAAAUGGAACAUUGAUUGACCAUGUUUACAUUAAAGGUUGUCCAGAAUUUCAUGUUUCAAUUAUUCCGACUUACUACAGUUAUCACGAAGCAAUAGCACUUUAUAUUAAGACGUAA